UUGUGUGGCCAAAGAGAGAGAGAAGAGAGAAAGAGAGAGAGGAGCGCAGUGACAGACAGAGGGGUUUAAGUGAGAAAGACUGCCGACCUGCAACAAUAAAAGCAUAUGUAGCAGCCAGAGCUGGAAAAUUACAAGCCUCUCUCUCUCACACUCCUGCACCUUUUUUUUCUUUCCCAUGAAGCUCAGGGGUCGCUGCAAGUCAGUGGACCGACACCAACUGAGGGACCUCUCCAUUCAGCAUGUUUCACCUUCUUUUUUUUUUUUUUUUUUUGCUUUGAAUAGCCACGUUUGAUUGCACUGUGUGGCUGUGCUGCCGCUGUGAGAAGAGGUGAAAGGAGUCACAGGCUGCCAGUGGAUACAGGUGCAGAUGCGGCGGGCCAUGAGCGGAAUACUGAAGAGGAAAUUUGAGGAGGUGGAAGCCUCCUCCUCCCCGUGCUCUUCCUUGCGGGAGUCUGAUGAUGAGGUCUCCUGCAGCGAGAGCGGGGAUAGCAGUGACAGUGUCAACCCCUCCGCCUCAGGCCCUUUCACCCCCAACUCAAUCCUGAAGAGAGAGAAGCGCCUGCGGACAAGGAGGGUGCACUUUGAGAAUGUGACAGUGUACUACUUCAGCCGGCGGCAGGGCUUCACCAGCGUGCCCAGCCAGGGAGGUAGCACGCUGGGCAUGUCCAAUAGGCACAGCUGGAUCCGGCAGUACUCCCUGGGUGAGUUUGCCCUGGAGCAGGAGAGGAUCCACAGAGAUAUGCUACGAGAUCACCUAAAGGAGGAGAAACUCAACUCAAUCAAACUCAAGCUGACAAAGAAUGGCACAGUGGAGUCUGAAGAGGCCAAUACACUCACGGCUGAGGACAUCUCAGACGAUGACAUUGAUCUGGACAAUACAGAGGUAGACGAGUACUUCUUCCUGCAGCCACUCACUACUAAAAAGAGACGGGCGCUGCUGCGUUCCUCCGGGGUGAAGAAGAUUGACGUGGAAGAGAAACAUGAACUGAGGGCGAUCAGGAUGUCCAGAGAGGACUGUGGCUGUGAUUGUAGAAUCAUCUGUGACCCGGAGACCUGUGCCUGCAGCAUUGCUGGGAUCAAGUGCCAGGUGGAUCGUAUGUCUUUUCCAUGUGGCUGCACCAAAGAAGGCUGCAGCAAUUCAACAGGUAGAGUGGAGUUCAACCCCAUUCGUGUACGAACCCAUUUCUUGCACACCAUAAUGAAGCUGGAACUCGAAAAAAGCCGCGAGCAGCAGCAGGCGUCCACUACAAACGGUUUUCACGGCGACGCCAACGAGCUUGGAAGCCCUUUGGUCCACUCCCAGCACAGGUUAGAGUACUCUCUGUCAGACGCCGUUCCACAAACAGCUGCAAUGCACCUGCAGACGGCGGAUGACAUGGAGGAGCCUCUGGAUGAAGAAGAGGAUGAAGAAGACGAAGAAGACGACGAAGAGGAGGAGGAAGAGGAGAACGAAGAUGAUGAGGAGGAUGAGGAGGAUAGCAGCAGUGUUUGCAGCGCGCUAUCCGAUUCCAGCACGCAGAGUUUAGCGAACAGCGACUCUGAGGACGAGGAGGAGGAGGAAGACGAAGAGGAGGAAGAGAAGUCGGAGAACUUGGCAAAUCAUUCAGUGACUCAUACUGAAGUGGUCCCGUUGUCCUCGGUGCUUUGCUACACUGAUGCAGCACAUGAAAACCACAUCAACGGGAACAAUUAUUUGAUGAAUUCUUCCUCAGCUGAUUACUACCAGCUUGGGAGCUCCAGCGCAGUUGCUAAUGGUCAAACCAGCCAAUCCAGUGAACCCUAUGGGGAAACAUUAGGAUUCCAAGAUCCAGUCAGUACAACCAAUGGUAGCAUGUCCCAAGGACCUUUCAACAUUUCUGCCGAGCAGUACACAGACUACUCAAAUCAGGCUGACCAGCAGUAUACUAAUGCUAAUGCUAAUCACCAUUUCUCUCUUCCCAAUGGUGCUUUGGCUACCCAGUUAACAUGCUACACAACUGACACAGAGAAGAAGGUGUCCAAAGUGACAUUUUUAGAGCAGUCUGACAACCAGAACCAGUCACAGUUUCAGAACUACCUGAACAAUAACUCGCCGGCUUCCUACAGCAGCCACAACUCCUGUAUGACAGCCGAUCAGCCACAGCAAGAGUCCAGUAUUAACAAUGGCCAUUCUGACCUGACCUUACUAGUAAGCAACAAUAAAAACCUCCCUUUACCAGACCAUUGCCCAGAGGUCACAGCCAUUUAGUGCGCUUCACAUUUCAAAGUGUUCUUUCUUUACUGUCUCAACUUGAGUCUAAGUGGCAUUCAGAGGAACAUAAUCAUGGCCUUUUUGCAUUAUCUGACCUUAAGUUUCAAAGCAGUUGAUACUGUAGUGCAUUUCCAUCUGUUACCAUAAAGCCACAGGCCUUAUUCACACAGGGGCCAAUUUUCCUUCACUCAUGCUGUUUUGUCAUCCAGUUUGCUCAAGAUCAGAGGUUAGGUCAGGGAUGUCAGACUCACUCACAGAAGGGGCCGAAUUGUGAAUUUAGGUCUAACUUGAGAGCCUAACUGGUUCAAAAUUUCCCAUAAACUGUCAACUUCGUCUUUACAAGUAAAGAAAGAUAGGGAAAAUGUAACAUUGAUGGUAAAUGAUCUUGUGAUUAAACAAAGUCAAAAA
Cheilinus undulatus (humphead wrasse) is the source of this 2638-nucleotide messenger RNA. RefSeq names its product cysteine-serine-rich nuclear protein 3 (gene csrnp3). The transcript has 5 exons. Gene Ontology annotation, biological process: regulation of transcription by RNA polymerase II. Gene Ontology annotation, molecular function: sequence-specific DNA binding; DNA-binding transcription factor activity, RNA polymerase II-specific. Gene Ontology annotation, cellular component: nucleus. The coding region runs from base 368 to 2227 and encodes 619 amino acids. NCBI's taxonomy places the organism in Eukaryota, Metazoa, Chordata, Actinopteri, Labriformes, Labridae. The record is from RefSeq and is a predicted model, not a curated record.